GAGCAUUUAGCCAUUUGUCAGCAUCCUGAUUUCAUUCAGCACAAUGAAGACAUUAGUGGGACUGUUGCUUUUGCUUCUCAGUUAUUCAGCCUCAGCAGCUCCAUCUGUCAGUGCUUCAGCUGUCAGUGCUUCAGCUGUCAGUGAUCCAGCUGUCAGUGAUCCAUCUGUCAGUGCUUCAGCUGUCAGUGCUUCAGCUGUCAGUGAUCCAGCUGUCAGUGAUCCAUCUGUCAGUGCUUCAGCUGUCAGUGCUUCAGCUGUCAGUGAUCCAUCUGUCAGUGCUUCAGCUGUCAGUGAUCCAGCUGUCAGUGAUCCAGCUGCCAGGGCUCUAACUGUCAAUGCUUCAGUACUGGAUGGAAAUACAAGUCCUCAAACACGCCGUAACCUUGUCAUCAUGGCCGCCAGUUCUCCCGUUGUGGUCGUGAUACUCUUCUAUGCAAUAGCCCGGGGAUGUGGUGCAACGAACAGCGAAAUCUUAGUAUGUCUUGCUCUAUGCUGUUAUCUCAGAGCGGUAUGAUGUCAGCUGCUUCAAAUUACUGAAUAAAAGGGUUUGGUC
Molecule: messenger RNA, 553 nt
Organism: Oreochromis niloticus (Nile tilapia)
Lineage: Eukaryota; Metazoa; Chordata; Actinopteri; Cichliformes; Cichlidae
Product: serum response factor-binding protein 1-like
Exons: 4
Coding region: 44-514 (156 amino acids)
Source: RefSeq, a predicted model, not a curated record